Molecule: messenger RNA, 490 nt
Organism: Notothenia coriiceps (black rockcod)
Lineage: Eukaryota; Metazoa; Chordata; Actinopteri; Perciformes; Nototheniidae
Product: laminin subunit alpha-5-like
Exons: 6
Biological process (GO): axon guidance; animal organ morphogenesis; tissue development
Cellular component (GO): basement membrane
Molecular function (GO): extracellular matrix structural constituent
Source: RefSeq, a predicted model, not a curated record
AUGGCAAUAAGGUCACCAAAGGGCAACGUGAUAUCAGAGGCGGACGAUAAGGAGCGUGCCUGGAGCUUUAACCCUUCAGCGUGUAACUGUCACCGCCACUCCUUCGACUGUUACUACGACCCCGAGGUGGAUCAGAGGAGAGCCAGCAUCGACAUGCACGGACACAACCGAGGGGGGGGCGUCUGCCUCAACUGCCAGCAUCACACCACCGGAGUGAACUGUGAGCGCUGCAUCCCCACCUUCUACAGGUCACCUGACCAAUCCAUCGACUCCCCAUUGGCCUGCUCACGCUGUGAGUGUCAGUCAGAGUUUACAGACGGUACCUGUGAGGAUCUGACCGGUCGCUGCUUCUGCAAACCAAACUACAGCGGAGAGAACUGCGACUCCUGCGCCGGCGGCUUCAUGAACUUCCCCGACUGUUACCCUAUUCCCACUUACCCAAACAACAACAACAACAACGGCGAGGCCAAACCAGCAGGAGAGAUCAUCA